Triticum turgidum subsp. durum (durum wheat) is the source of this 2244-nucleotide messenger RNA. NCBI's taxonomy places the organism in Eukaryota, Viridiplantae, Streptophyta, Magnoliopsida, Poales, Poaceae. The record is from the annotation of a GenBank genome assembly.
AUGGCUGAAAUGGAAGAUGCUCUGAGAUCCUGCAUGGAGCAGCUGCUCGUCGCCAGAGAAGAGCGGGAUCAAAUCAUCGUGGAAGCAGCGAGCGAGAUAUCCUCCCAGCAAAAGAAGCUGCGUGAUCUGCAGCACAGCCUCGAAGCCGCGAACAAGAAGGCCGCGAAGCUGGCUGCCGAGAACAACAGCCUCUGCAAGGCCAUGGACGCCAAGGACAAGCUUGUCAGGGAGCUCAGGGAGUCCAAGGCGGCCUCCGACCAGGAGCUCUCCGGCGCGGCGGCGAAGCUGGACGCGGCGCAGAAGCAGAGCGCGUCGCUGCAGUACGAGGCGCGCAUGCUCCAGAAGGAGCUGGAGGUGAGGAGCCAGGAGCGGGAGUACGACCUCAGGUCCGUGGACGCCGCCCGCGCGCAGCAGGCGGAGAGCCUCAAGAAGAUCGCGCAGCUGGAGGGCGAGUGCCAGCGGCUGCGCGCCAUGGUCCGGAAGCGCCUCCCCGGGCCGGCGGCGUUGGCCAAGAUGAGAGACGAGGUCGAGCCGCAGCAGCAGACGCCGCCGUCCAGGGCCGGGGCCAGCCCGAGAAGGCCGCGUUCCGUGACGCCGACGGCGUCGCCGCGCUCAGUGACGCCGAUGUCUCCGCGGUCCGGGACGCCGCGGCGCGCUCCGGAGCCUGAUCAGAGCUACGCCGUCAGGCUGCGCGCGAUCGAGGACGAGAACAACGUUCUGAAGCGGAUGCUGGCGGCCAGGGACACCGAGCUGCAGUUCACGCAGACCAAGUACGCGGAGGAGGCCAGUAAGCUCUCGGCGGUGCAGGGGCAGCUCAAGGAGCUGACGGAGGAGAGCAGACGGCUAAGCGAUGCACACGCCAAGUCCGAGACGUGGGCCUCUGCUCUGGUGUCUGAACUGGACCAGCUCAGGGCUGGGAAGCAGGGACAUGGAGCAUCGUCCGUCAUGGUCUCCGACAUGAGCUUGCUCGAUGACUUCGCCGAGAUGGAGAGGUUGGAGAUGGCAUCAUCAGCGGAUCAUCAGACAUCAGGACAUUCGGGACCCGUCGUGCCCGACAAGAACGGCGAGAGUCUGGACCUAGAGCAUGGUCAUCCUGAAUGGCUGCAGGAUGUCUGGAAACUGGUGACAAGUAACCAUGAAGCAACUGGAGAAAGCAUCGACGCCAUUGUUGAUGGAAUAAGGCGUGCAUUGGACGAGGGUCCAGUUCAUGGGAAUGGAGAUGCUUCUGAUCUGCCGUAUGAUAGGACCAAAGUGGAGGAACUGAUCGGCAAUCUGAUUGACAAAAUCACGUCCACGAUUCGGGUUUCGGCAGAAGACCAUGCUGCGAGAUCUGAAUCUUUGUUGCAGGCCAAGCCUGAAUUUUGUGCUCGCCUCGAGUACCUGGUUCAUGUCUGCCAUGAUGUACUACAGAUGAAAGCCAAGCUUGAAGAUUUUAUCGACGAGAUUUGCCUGGUAUUGGAGUAUAUAAUGAGCAUAUACUUCUCGAACCAAGUUCGAUCGGACACCGUGGACGGUAACGAAAAUGACUUUGAUGCACAUGGUGAACCUGACAUGCAGAGUGCAACAUCAGCAGCAGCUGUAGAUAUCCAAACAGAAGCACAAAAGGAACAGAUUCAGUCACCGGAAGGUGAACACCCUGAAAAAAUUCAAGAGAGACAGAUUAUUGAAGAACUUGCAAUGGCCAUGCUAGAUCAGAAUGGUGAUAUCCAACUGGGAAGGAAGUCGUCAUACUAUGAGAUAGAAAGCGUCACUGCUGAUGGAAUGGGGGAGGACUUGGCACAAAAGGAGGCAAAACAACUGGCAACGGACUCAGAGAUAUCUGCAGCAGCUGACAAGCUUGCGGAGUGCCAGGAGACCAUCACGACUCUAAGCAAACAAUUGCAGGCUCUCCAGACUCAGCCGAAUUCAGGCAUUCCAGAUGCCUCAACGCACAGCCCACGGCCGAGCUCCGCCGACUACAAGCCCCAGUCACUUGGAAGCAUCCUUGCCGACGAGGGCGCCGGCACAACCGAGGGUCACAUCUCUCCCGAGAAAGAACAUGGCGAGCCUGACGCUGCAGCACGGAAGAGCACGGCACAGGAGCAGAAUCCUGACGCCGACCGGAAGGCGUCGGCGGCGCAAACUGUCGUUCAGCCAUUGGUCCCGGAGCGUGAGACUGCUGCUGAUCCUCGGAAGAAGAAGCGGGGUCCGGGCUUGCUGGGCAGGAUGAUCUUCAGGAAAAGAGUGGAGGGCAACUCCUCCUAG